Messenger RNA from Haliotis rubra (blacklip abalone), 1239 nucleotides. Its product is annotated as ankyrin repeat domain-containing protein 50-like. Gene Ontology annotation, molecular function: protein binding; RNA binding; RNA nuclease activity. Gene Ontology annotation, biological process: RNA processing. The transcript has 2 exons. Bases 1 to 1239 code for a protein of 412 amino acids. Lineage: Eukaryota; Metazoa; Mollusca; Gastropoda; Lepetellida; Haliotidae. The record is from RefSeq and is a predicted model, not a curated record.
AUGAGAGUAGAAUCCACAGAGGCUGCACGGAGUUUGCCUACACCAGUGACACAGACGGGUCCACGAGUGGAUACAGACAUCCAUACUGCCUGCAAGAAGGGUGACCUGGACCGGCUUAGACGCAUCCUAUCUAAGGAUCUGGAAGACGUCAACCGUAGAGGGAAGGACGGACUAACACCUGCAAUGAUAGCAGCACGAUUCGGACACAGAAGAAUGGUAGACAUACUUGUGAGUAAAGGUUCUGAAUUGCAUCUCCUUGCCGAUAACACAAACAACAUCCUUCAUGAGGCCUGUAUUGGAGGACAUGUUGACAUGGUGAAGUAUGUCCUCUCUCAGAAGGUUGCAGACAUCAAUAUUAGGGGCCAGUACGGGAGGACACCCGUGAUGCUGGCAGCAGAAAUGGGGCACAGAGCGGUGUUUGACUUACUUGUGAGAGAAGGAGCUGAUGUAUCAUUAGUGGAUGAUAACAAAAACAACAUCCUUCAUGUGGCCUGUAUUGGAGGACAUGUUGACAUGGUGAAGAAUGUCCUCUCACAGAAGGUUGCAGACAUCAACAGUAGGGGCCAGUACGGGAGGACACCCGUGAUGCUGGCAGCAGAGAAGGGAUAUAGAGCGGUAUUUGACUUACUUGUGAGAAAAGGAGCUGAUGUAUCAUUAGUGGAUGAUAACAAAAACAACAUCCUUCAUGUGGCCUGUUUUGGAGGACAUGUUGACAUGGUGAAGUAUGUCCUCUCACAGAAGGUUGCAGACAUCAACAGUAGUGGUCAGUACGGGAGGACACCCAUGAUGAUGGCUGCAAGGAAGGGACACAGAGAAGUGUUUGACGUACUUGUGAGAGAAGGAGCUGAUGUAUCAUUAGUGGAUGAUUACAGAGACAACAUCCUUCAUGUGGCCUGUAUUGGAGGACAUGUUGACAUGGUGAAGUAUGUCCUCUCACAGAAGGUUGCAGACAUCAACAGUAGGGGUCAGUACGGGAGGACACCCGUGAUGAUGGCAGCAGUGAAGGGGCACAGAGAAGUGUUUGACUUACUUGUGAGAGAAGGAGCUGAUGUAUCAUUAGUGGAUGAUGACGGAAACAACAUUCUUCAUGUGACCUGUAUUGAAGGACAUGUUGACAUGGUGAAGUAUGUCCUCUCUCACAGAAGGUUGCAGACAUCAACAGUAGGGGUCAGUACGGGGAGGACACCCGUGAUGAUGGCAGCAGUAAAGGGCACAGAAAAGUAUUUGACUUACUUGUGA